AUGCUGGAAAACGCUGGCUUCCGAAAACUUCAUGAACACCAGACAUGGAACGAAAAAUUAUACGUCGGGGGUAGGUACUAUGUCCAGCGCAACCAGUCAUCGCUACUUGCCUUUGUGAUAGGUAAAAAAUAUGAGGCUGGUCAAGGUGUGCAUAUUGUCGGCGCGCAUACGGACUCGCCAAAUUUGCGCAUUCGACCCGUGUCGAGGCGUACAAAAGAGGGGUACUUGCAGUGUUCUGUCGAGACAUAUGGUGGUGGAAUUUGGCACACAUGGUUCGAUCGCGACCUGAGUCUGGCUGGCCGUGUGAUUGUGACAAGUGACAAGGAACAGAGUCGAUUCGUCUCGCGUCUUGUUCAUAUUCGACGUCCCUUAUUGCGUGUACCUACGCUGGCUAUCCAUCUGAACCGCUCUGCCAAUGAAGCGUUCAAGUUCAACCAGGAAGACCAACUUCAGCCAAUUAUGGGGCUCGCAGAUAUGUUAAAUCAGCCUAGGUCGACGCCUGACGCCGAUGCUGUGGGCAAGCCCACGAUGGCCAGCAAACAUCACCCUGUCUUACUGGAACUUCUUGCACAGGAGCUCGAAGUGCCUGUGGAGUUUAUCCAAGACUUUGAGCUUUCACUCUUCGACACCAAUGCACCAACGGCGGGCGGUGUAUCGAAUGAGUUCUUGUUUACACCGCGUGUCGACAAUCAAAUGAGCUGUUUCUGUGCGACUGAGGCACUCAUUGCAUCUGUAUUGGAUCUGGAUGCACUCGAUCGUGCAACUAGCAUUCGUGCCAUUGCUUUGUUCGAUAACGAGGAAGUAGGGUCCGUCUCCUAUCAAGGCGCUGAAAGCAAUUUGCUCUGGAGCAUGUUACAUCGCCUUGCGGGACUUCGGGUGAUUGGAGCGCCAGAAUCGACGGCUUCGGCUCAAGACCUGACAGAACAAAGUCUUUCGCGCUCGUUCCUUAUUAGCUCAGACACAGCCCAUGCCGUGCAUCCAAACUAUGCAUCGGUGCAUGAAGAGCAUCUGCGUCCGAAACUGAACGGGGGCCCUGUGAUCAAGACGAAUGCAAAGCAACGUUAUGCAUCGACAGCAGUCACAACGUUCCUCCUACGCCGCAUUGCAAAGAAGGCAGGAGUCCCUUUACAGGAGUUUGAGGUGCGUAAUGACUGUCCAUGCGGUAGUACGAUUGGCCCUAUGUUAUCUAAGGUACGUGUGUCGGAGGAUAAUUGA
This is a messenger RNA of Malassezia globosa CBS 7966, 1215 nucleotides long. RefSeq lists its product as uncharacterized. Gene Ontology annotation, molecular function: zinc ion binding; aminopeptidase activity. Gene Ontology annotation, biological process: proteolysis. Gene Ontology annotation, cellular component: fungal-type vacuole. The record is from RefSeq and is a predicted model, not a curated record. Bases 1 to 1215 code for a protein of 404 amino acids. NCBI's taxonomy places the organism in Eukaryota, Fungi, Basidiomycota, Malasseziomycetes, Malasseziales, Malasseziaceae. The transcript has a single exon.